GUCAUAAUCAGUACCAGAACUCCGACCGACGCACACCAUGGACGUCCUGCUUGUGUUUGCUGUGCUGACAUCCCUGUCCUCAGUGUCCACACUCAACAGUCUCAUGAAGACAUCAGAUGGCAAGGUGGACCUCGACAGCGUCGUGACGCACGUGCUGCUUCUUGAGAAGACAGUGUCCAGCCUCACAACGUCUCUUGCGCGGGCGUUAUCUAGUCAAACAUGGAUCCUAAAGCAGACAGUGUCCAACAACACCCACUGCGGGAAAUCAGAUUUGGAUUCACUGACGUCGAAGGUUUACAAUUUGAAUGUCUCAAUUAUCAGCGCAAAAUCUGAACUAUCGUCCGCCUUAGAACAACUACGAAAACCACGCAAUUUGUUUGUGUCUUACCAAGUGAAAGAAAAGGCAGAAACAAUCACUGUUCAGAACAAGGAGAUUCUCAAAUUUAACACAAUCACCGAAAACAAAGGACGAGGGUACCAUGCUGCUAGUGGUAUAUUUGAAGCUCCCGUGUCGGGCACCUACCUUUUCUGGGCCACCAUCAAAAGCGGCGACAGUGGGACUCUCUUUAUUAAUUUGAUCAAAGAAGGCGUUACCCUUUACACUGGAUACAGUUCAAGACAACUCAGCUAUGGCGUUGCAACCCUUAUCUACGUGGUCUCAGUAAACAAAGGGGAGAAGGUCUGGUUUACAAAACCAGGUGAAACAUUGAAAAUCUGGGGUCUGUUCCAAUCUAGUUAUGGUGGUGUUCUCCUUCACGCAAGUUAAACUCCGACAUGCAUGAAUAAACACGUUCACAGUGUUGCAUGAAGUUAGAUGAAGUAUCGGUAAGUGGUAUGAGUUUUACGCCAUUAAAAUAAUAAAAGCAAGUUAAAAUGUU
This is a messenger RNA of Haliotis rufescens (red abalone), 878 nucleotides long. RefSeq lists its product as uncharacterized. NCBI's taxonomy places the organism in Eukaryota, Metazoa, Mollusca, Gastropoda, Lepetellida, Haliotidae. The record is from RefSeq and is a predicted model, not a curated record. The coding region runs from base 38 to 766 and encodes 242 amino acids. The transcript is spliced from 2 exons. Gene Ontology annotation, molecular function: protein binding.